Molecule: messenger RNA, 952 nt
Organism: Haliotis rubra (blacklip abalone)
Lineage: Eukaryota; Metazoa; Mollusca; Gastropoda; Lepetellida; Haliotidae
Product: acid-sensing ion channel 5-like
Exons: 4
Biological process (GO): sodium ion transmembrane transport
Cellular component (GO): membrane
Molecular function (GO): ligand-gated sodium channel activity
Source: RefSeq, a predicted model, not a curated record
GUCAUUGCACAACUUAGUUUGUCAGGGUGACAAAGAUUUGAUAUCAGUGAACAGGGAAGGAAAAACUACACUUGUUUAGAUGUUUAGGCCGAAGGGCGGAGACGGGAUGACUGGAACGGAGACAAAUGGUGCGGAAGCUGCUCCUCCGAACUACACACUGUGCGACCUGUGGACGGAGUUUUGUCAAACAACCGCGAUUCAUGGAUUCAACAAGAUCUCCACACCUACUUGUCGAUUCACCUUUCGAGGAAUACUUUGGACAUUGGCUGUAUGUGGUGCUACGGGGUUCCUCAUCUUCAACCUGAUGAGCGAGAUUGGGGAUUACUACAGCUACCCUAUCGCCACUAAGGUUACAAACAAGAUCAGGAACACCAUUGAAUUUCCCGCCGUCACCAUCUGCAACAGAUGCACCCUCAACAAGACACGUCUUGCGUCUUACCCCGAUCUUGAGUCAUAUUUCCGUGACUCAAGCCUGCAACAAAAGACCAGCGACAUAUAUAAUUUCGACGAUAUUGAUGACGGUAUCAUGCUGCAGCCGUUGUCGUUAGACUGGUGGACCAACAUGUCGAUGGAUGCCUCUUCGUUGUUUCAUCUGUGUUUUUUCGGAGGAGAGAGUAUCGACUGUUCAAGCAAUUUCCUACCUGUGUUCACCGACGAGGGUCUCUGUCAUACCUUCAACUUCAACGCCAGUGACAUUGUCAACGUGAAGAACUCCGGCAGCGGUGCCAACCUAAUCAUAAACUACAACAUUGCCCAGCAGUAUUACACUUUCAGAGAAACACAUGGCGGCCGGGAUAAAGACACAGCUCUCAAUGGUCUGUUGGUAUUAAGAACUUUUAAUGCCAGCCUUCCUAGCUUCCGUACACCUGAUGAUGAAGCUGACCUUGCCUCUCCCCUUCCUGACACUGAUGAUGAGGAUCUCAACAUGACGACAGUGCCAUACAAUGAGCUG